Messenger RNA from Lymnaea stagnalis (great pond snail), 213 nucleotides. The record is from the annotation of a GenBank genome assembly. NCBI's taxonomy places the organism in Eukaryota, Metazoa, Mollusca, Gastropoda, Lymnaeidae.
GACAAAUGGUAUUUUAAUGUAAAUCCAAGAGGUAAAACCGGAGAUAAGACUAGAAAAAGAUAUUCAAAUUCUGGUCAAACUCCCCCAGAACCAAUUGUUAUUGUUGAGACAGAAGGGACAAGCAAGUUUAAUCAGCCUUCUAUAACAGAAAUUGAACAAGUGUUAUGUCAAGUUUAUAAUAAAGAAACUAUUAAAAAAUUUCAAAAAAAAAGU